AUGUUAGUGUAUCCAGAUUUCCUAACGGAGGGAGAAGAACAAUCACUGUACAAGGAAGUGGACAAAUACGUGAAAAGAAUGAGAUACGAAUAUGACCACUGGGAUGAUGCAAUCCAUGGUUACAAAGAGACUGAGUUCUCCAGGUGGUCUGACAGCAAUAAGCAGAUUAUUCAACGUGUACGUGAUGUGGCCUUCCCACCUGGGGUGCAGCAGUUACCUCUUGUACAUGUCAUUGACCUAGCCGAUAAUGGAUAUAUCAAACCUCAUAUCGAUAGUGUCAAGUUCUGUGGUAAUAUCAUUACUGGGUUAAGUCUUCUGUCAUCCUCCAUCAUGAGACUGGUACAUGAUAAGAAUAAAGAACUCAAAAUUGAUAUUCUUUUGAAACCAAGGUCACUCUAUGUAAUGAGGGAUGCUGCCAGAUUUGACUACACGCAUGAAAUUUUGCCUGACAGUGAGUCGUAUUUCAAAGGGCGACAUGUGCCUCGGGCAAGGAGAAUUUCAAUCAUGUGCAGAAAUGAAGUUGUCAAUCAAUGAUACUCAUUAACGGCUUGUAGCCUGUAGAGCAUGUUCUUGAUGCGAAGUUACGACAUUGUUUCUCGCCAACCUACUAUAGUUGUUGUCCUUUCUUAAUCGACUGUAGUUGUUAUACAUGCUAGUCGUGGUAGUUAUCUGCAAUAUCUUGUGUUGUAUAUAUAAACUACUGAUUCUUAAAUCAAGGUCAAGUUGAACGAGUUUAUGCAUGUUAUGUAAUACACUAAAAAACUUGUUUUGGUCCCUGACAUAAAAAUAUGUAACACAA
Molecule: messenger RNA, 799 nt
Organism: Saccoglossus kowalevskii
Lineage: Eukaryota; Metazoa; Hemichordata; Enteropneusta; Harrimaniidae
Product: RNA demethylase ALKBH7, mitochondrial-like
Biological process (GO): fatty acid metabolic process; DNA damage response
Cellular component (GO): mitochondrial matrix
Source: RefSeq, a predicted model, not a curated record